Messenger RNA from Symbiodinium pilosum, 546 nucleotides. The record is from the annotation of a GenBank genome assembly. NCBI's taxonomy places the organism in Eukaryota, Dinophyceae, Suessiales, Symbiodiniaceae.
GUGCAGGCUACCAUGGCAAGGGUCAAUGCCGCCUGUGCAGCAGCCGUGGCUGCAAAGCAGCGCGAGGCUUUGGAGGAGCGGAAGAACCUCCUGGGCUUGCCUCCCCUGGACGAAGCGCCAUGGAAACCAGCAUGGCCAUCAAAGGUUGUUCAGCCUCGCAACUUGCAGCCCUGGUCAGGGGCCCAAGCCCAGGGCAUGCAAGCGUCAGCAGCAGUGCUGGUUCAAGCCCAGCCGCAAACCUUAACCGGCAUGCCAAAGCCGCCCAGUGGCCCUCCGCCUGCCAGGCUGCAAGGGCCUCCAACUGAGCCGCAGAGCGGCCUGCACGGCCUGCGCGGCCUAUCUGCUGAAGCUCCAGCCUUCCAGCCUGGCCAUGCGUGGCAGCCCACCCGUCCAGUCCUGUACCAAGCCAGCCAGGCGGAGCAGGACUACCACCCAGCAGGUGCGCAGAUUGGCCCAGACACCAGCACCGUGUCGGUGAACUCCCCCCAGCCCAUUCUGCAGCGUCCUUCCCGGAGGCCCCGCACCUGCCCAAUGGAGACAGUAUGA